GCCGGACAAAUGGGAAAGAAAGCCGAGGGGUGGUGGUUGUGCGCUGGGAUCCGUGGUACAUGACCAGGAGCGCGACGGGAAGAAAGAAAAAAAAAGACGAUAAACAAAUAAAUAAACGAAAAAAAGGGCAGCGACUAAACUCAAAAUUGCGUCACGUCUCGGGUCUUAUUAUCGCGAUGAUGUAGGUGAAGAAAUGAGAUAAGGAACAACGCCAGUCGGGACUAUAUGCAAGAUGCAGGGCCUUUUUUUUCUAGUUUCUUCAUCGUGUCUUUCCGUCAUCAGACUUGUGCAUUGAAUCGCGAGUCUUAA
Messenger RNA from Pyricularia grisea, 309 nucleotides. RefSeq lists its product as uncharacterized. The coding region runs from base 60 to 185 and encodes 41 amino acids. The record is from RefSeq and is a predicted model, not a curated record. NCBI's taxonomy places the organism in Eukaryota, Fungi, Ascomycota, Sordariomycetes, Magnaporthales, Pyriculariaceae. The transcript is spliced from 2 exons.